Messenger RNA from Phyllopteryx taeniolatus (common seadragon), 927 nucleotides. Its product is annotated as PRELI domain containing protein 3B-like. The transcript is spliced from 6 exons. Gene Ontology annotation, biological process: phospholipid transport. The record is from RefSeq and is a predicted model, not a curated record. Bases 129 to 710 code for a protein of 193 amino acids. Gene Ontology annotation, molecular function: phosphatidic acid transfer activity. Gene Ontology annotation, cellular component: mitochondrial intermembrane space. Lineage: Eukaryota; Metazoa; Chordata; Actinopteri; Syngnathiformes; Syngnathidae.
GUUUGUCCCUUCUGCCUUUCCGUCCCUGCAUGGGCCGUUCCUUUCUCCUUCCUCGGCGUCCCCGUUAGCUGCACGCAGGCCCGGCACGGCCCGGCCCGGCUGCUCCCGAGUUCUGACUCCCGUCAAAAAUGAAGAUCUGGGCGUCAGAGCACAUUUUCAACCACCCGUGGGAGACGGUGACCAAGGCCGCAAUGCAGAAGUACCCCAACCCCAUGAACCCCAGUGUGUUUGGUGUGGAUGUUCUGGACAGAAGUGUGGACACGGAGGGGCGGUUACACAGCAAAAGACUGCUCAGCACAGAGUGGGGUCUUCCCGCCAUCGCCAAAUCUAUCAUUGGAUUAACGAGAACACAUACCUACGUCCGAGAACAUUCAGUAGUGGACCCCAAACACAAGAUCUUUGAGCUGAAAUCUACAAAUAUCUCCUUCACUAACCUGGUGUCUGUGGACGAGAAGCUGACGUAUAAGCCUCAUCCGCGGGAUCCCGACAAGACUGUGCUGACCCAGGAGGCUGUGAUCAGCGUGAAAGGUGUCAGUCUGAGCAGCUACCUCGAGGGCCUGAUGGCCAACACCAUGUCCGUCAACGCCGGCAAGGGCCGCGAAGCGAUGGAGUGGGUCAUCCGGCGGUUAAACACGGAAAUUGAGGAGCUGGCGGCGACGGCUCGCGGCACCAUGCGUGCGCCCAUGGCGGCGGCGGUUGCGGACAAAUAAUAGCGAGCCGCCGCCCGUCAUGAACUGGCGCGACACCUCGUCAGCCAGUACAGCCUAAUUACUACAGCCUCCACAAGCCACGUGUGUGUGUGUGUGUGUGUGUGUGUGAUUGGCUCUCUAAUAGAGUGAAGUAUAGUGUGUGUGCAGAGAGAAUGUGAUUGUGUGUGAGAUUGAAACCCUUUAAACAAACAUUUCAUUAAAGCACUGUAAACAGCUA